This is a messenger RNA of Cryptomeria japonica (Japanese cedar), 1706 nucleotides long. Its product is annotated as G-type lectin S-receptor-like serine/threonine-protein kinase At4g27290. The coding region runs from base 439 to 1677 and encodes 412 amino acids. Gene Ontology annotation, molecular function: protein kinase activity; ATP binding. The record is from RefSeq and is a predicted model, not a curated record. NCBI's taxonomy places the organism in Eukaryota, Viridiplantae, Streptophyta, Pinopsida, Cupressales, Cupressaceae. The transcript has 6 exons. Gene Ontology annotation, biological process: protein phosphorylation.
UUUAUAUUUUAGUGAUAUUUGUUUGGUAACUCCAAAGGUUCCUGUUAACUAAGAAGAUCCGCGAAGAACUUGUCUAUGUUCGGGGUAAAGUAGAUUCUAUGAAAGCCGAUCUGAUGCUUCAGAUGCAAGUUCUGACCGUGACUACACUUACCUUCUAUCAUCGGCAGAAUAAUGUUUCAGGUGGCAACGAGGAGAACAAUUGCCCCGAAGUAACAGAACAAGACACCUCCGAGCAAUCCAAAGAUACAGAGAGUAAUAUACUAAUUCUAUUAUUAAUUUUUUUGAUUUGAUUUAAUUUUAUCACUCAGUUUUGAAUUUAUCUAAUCAGGUGUGACCGAGGGGAGAUGUGAAACAGAGCUCGAAGCAUCAGGGUCAGACACUAUUCACUCUGGGGAACAAGAUAAUUAUAUUGGGGUAAAUGAGCACGAACAGGUCGAAAUGCCACUGCGUAGCUCUCUUGGGCUGGGUAGAUUUCUCAAAACAAAAAUUCCAACCAUAUUUGGACUCCAAAAACGUUCUCCUAUCCCUAUCCCUUCCCCUGCCCGUCCUCCUUCCCCUUACCCUUAUUUACAAAUAAAAAUGUUGAUGAAAGAAAUCCAACUAUGUCCAAUUGAUUUCAAACGGGACGAAUUGGAGAGGGCAACAAAAGGUUUUACAACAGAGACAUGCACAGGUGGUUUUGGGUGUGUUUAUAAAGGAAUUCUAUCUGAUGGAAAACGAGUGGCAAUAAAGAUUUUGGGCAAAGAAAGCCGUCAAGGAGAAAGAGAGUGGAUGAAUGAGCUGAGGACUCUAACAAAGCUACGCCAUCGAAACAUCACGGAAUUGGUGGGAUAUUGCUUUGAAGACGGUAUGAUGUUAGUGUUCCAUUAUAUCCCACGAAACCUGUCAGACGUCAUUUUUGAAGAAAUUGAGAUGAUUAUUGACUGGCCAACAAGACUGAAGAUUAUAUUGGACAUAGUAAGGGGACUCGCAUAUCUUCACGAGGGUGCAGAAGCGUGUAUACUGCACAAUGACAUUAAACCCAAUAACAUUCUUUUGGAUGAGAAUUUCAAUGCCAAGAUUUGUGAUUUUGGCCUUGCUAGAAUACUGCAACCAGAUUGCGCCCCAUCUGUGAACAAAGAGCUUUCUACAAAUUACGGGAUCUUCCUCAAGGACGCAACUGAAUCUGAUAUCACCACAUAUAGGACUGUGGCUGGAACACCUGGUUACCUAGAUCCUGAGUAUUUUGCUACCGGUCGUCCAAGUGUGGAAUCAGAUAUUUACAGCUUUGGAGUGACUCUGUUAAAUAUCGUAUCUAGGAAAAGAGCUACGGAACUCACAGAUGACCUGUUUCUCACUGAACACGCGUGGAGGUUAUGUGAAGAGGAUCGGCUUCAUGAGCUAAUACACCCUCGAUUACUCAACACAGAUGGUUUAACUAAUAUAAGAAGCAUAUUAAGAACAAUAAUAACAGCUCUCUGGUGCACUCAUAAGGAAUCCAAGAGACGCCCAUCAGCGUCACGAGUGUUAAUAAUGCUUUUAUCAGAAGAAAAAAUUUCACUUCCUACCCGACCACUUGUGCCCUAUUUAGAUUUCAGUUGUAAUCGCGCAACAAUGGUGAGUAGUGUGUCUUUGGAAUCAGAGUUACGUGAGAGGUCAGAGUUUUCACACAGAUAUGCCCGGUGUGGAGAGUUGUGAAUAUUUAAGAGCCAGACACAGAAAAGGUU